This is a messenger RNA of Amaranthus tricolor (Joseph's coat), 3309 nucleotides long. RefSeq lists its product as uncharacterized. The record is from RefSeq and is a predicted model, not a curated record. Gene Ontology annotation, molecular function: zinc ion transmembrane transporter activity. Gene Ontology annotation, biological process: intracellular zinc ion homeostasis; transmembrane transport; zinc ion transport. Bases 610 to 3129 code for a protein of 839 amino acids. Lineage: Eukaryota; Viridiplantae; Streptophyta; Magnoliopsida; Caryophyllales; Amaranthaceae. Gene Ontology annotation, cellular component: membrane; Golgi apparatus. The transcript has 3 exons.
UUCUAAUCGUCUCUCUUUUGACCUCUCCCAUUUUCCCGAGACAAUAAACAAUUCGAUACGUGAACACUGCUGAUUCUCACAAACUGGUGCAGCGAACAGAUUGAAUCUACAGAUCGGUAAAUCAUCAAGAACCAUGUCGCAAGGAGUUUUGAAUUUCUGAUCUUGGUACUUCCCUACUACUAACACUGAGAUCUCAUUGCAUUUUUCAAGCAGAAAGCAAUUAGAAGUCGGCAUCGUAUAUCUAUCAGCUAUCACUUAGUAUUUCUUUCACUUGAAUACAGUUAGGCUAUCACUUCAUUCGCCACAUCUUAAAUGUUACCAUCAAUUAUCCAGGAAACGUGGAUCUUGGAUGUAUGUUUCUUGUUCAGAAAUUAAGGAGAUAUGCCCUCUUGCCUAUUUUCUUAGAGAAUUAAAUAUGGCCCAUUGCAUCAUGAUGGUAGCUUCUCAAAUGGUUUCUUCACAACCAAUUUCGUACAGUUUGGUUGUUUAAGGUACAAAUGUGAGCUUUUAAAAUAUGGUGCAGCAACAACAGGAUGACCUUUGACAGUUGAGCUACCCACCCUAAACAUCCCUCUUUUGCCUGCCAAAAACUGUUCAUUAGUCACAGAAAUGGCUGACGGUCACAUCCAUCCCCACCGGCCACACCGCUUGUCAGUCCCACCACGGUCAACUGUGCUUACAUCCAUGCAUCACCCUUCUGCCUAUCCUUUAACCCCAACUCCCACACCUUCUAAAACCCGACUCUCUCAGUCAUCCAACUCCAUCAACAACAAAUCUUCAAUUUCAUUUCUAUUCCUGCUCCUAUUCUCCCUACGUUCUCUUUACUCCCUUCUUCCUUUCCUCCGCUCCUCUCCAUCCUUCUCUUUGUUUCCUUUCUCCUUCCUUGUUUCUCUUCUCUCCUUCCUCCUCACUCUCAUCUUCUCCCUCUGGCACAAACAUCCUCGUAUUCCUCUAUUGUCUCUCUCAUCCCUUUCCCAAUCCCAAGUCAGACAUCUCCUUUUGAAGUCCCUUCUGCUUGCUAUCGUCUUCCUGCUACGAUUCCAAGCUCUCCGUUAUUGUGGGACAGCAGCUAUGAUCUUGGCUGAAUUGUCCGGAAAUAUUGCCUUCCGGUUCUGGAAAGAUCAAGACUGGGAUCGAGACGGGCAUUCAAGGGUCCGAGGUUUCUUCGCGUUGUUUGCUGGGCUGUUUCUAUUAUCUGUGAGCUGGGAUCGGAUGGAUUGUUUUCCUCUUUCUCAUAGUAAUCUUGGAAAUUUUCAACAUUCAUUGAUAGUGGUUGUUGAUGGGAAGUGUUUGAGAGUUGUGCCCAUGCUUCUUCCUUUCUUGUCUGGGUUCUUGGGGUCUUAUGAGAAGGAUUUAAUGAAUUGGGGGACCUUUAGGCAAUUGGGUCGAAAACGGGUUCAAUUGAUAUCGUUGUUUUUCACUACUUCUAUGCUGUUGUUUCCUGCCAUCAUUAAUAUGCUUAUUUUUGAAGCAGAGGGUGGGAGUGUUUCCAUUUUGAAUCUGGGCUGGUUGCUGGCAAACACUGUCUUCUUUGGCGUCCUUUUGAGUGAGUGGUAUAAUGAUGAUAAGUGGGUUAAUCCUAGAGACUCAGAGAAAGAAUUUCUCAUCACCUUUGUGUUUACACUUAUUUGGGAGCUUGUUUACUUCCCGGAGCUCUCACUUUGGGGAUUGUUAAUAUGUGGUUUUUUGCUUUGGGUUGCCAUUCGGCAACUGAAUUGGGCUUAUGCAAGAUAUGUGGAGUUGGGGGCCGAUCCUUCGGAAACCUUUUCUUCAAUGGUAAUGAGGCCAAUUCGACAUGUUUUGAGUGAACGUAAAUCUCGUAAAAUUGCCCUUUUUCUCAUGAUCAAUACUGGAUAUAUGGUGGUUGAAUUUGUUGCUGGGUUUAUGAGCAAUAGUCUUGGGUUGAUAUCUGAUGCUUGCCAUAUGUUGUUUGAUUGUGCUGCACUAGCUAUUGGGCUUUAUGCUAGUUAUAUCUCCCGUUUGCCUGCCAAUAGUCAGUUUAACUAUGGUCGUGGAAGGUUUGAGGUGCUUUCAGGCUAUGUUAACGCAGUCUUUCUGGUACUGGUUGGAGCUCUCAUAGUGCUAGAAUCAUUAGAAAGAAUUCUGGAUCCUCAGGAGAUUUCAACAAAUAGUUUAUUAGGUGUUUCCAUUGGGGGACUAGUUGUAAAUAUUGUGGGUUUAAUCUUCUUUCACGAGGAGCAUCAUCAUGCCCAUGGAGGGCCUUGCACUCACUCUCACUCUCACUCCAACUCUCAUGCCCAUAACAAUCACAGUCAUAUUCGUGGACACCAUGACCAUGAUCAUAGUCACGUACACCAUGACCAUGAUCAUAGUCACGUACACCAUGACCAUGAUCACAGUCAAGUACAACAUAGCCAUGAUCAUAGUCAUGGGCACCAUGACCAUGAUCAUUGUCAUGUGCACCAUGAUCAUGAUCAUUGUCAUGUGCACCAUGACCAUGAUCAUAGUCAUGCACACCAUGAUCACUCUAAUGGUAGAUAUGAUAAGCAUCAUGAUCAUGGUCAUCAUGCUCACCAUAAUCACCAUGAUAAGCAGGAUCAACAUGUUCAUCAUCAUCACAACAACGAUCAUGUGUGCCAGAGCAUGACUAAGCCUCCUGAAGCAGACUCUUGCAGUCAUAUUCAUCAUUCACACUCGAAGUCCUCGCAUACUCACCAACACAUUGAUCACAACAUGGAAGGUAUAUUCUUACAUGUUCUAGCAGACACUCUGGGAAGUGUUGGAGUUGUGAUAUCAACCUUGUUAAUCAAAUAUAAGGGAUGGCUUGUUGCAGAUCCAGCUUGCUCUAUAUUCAUAUCUGUCUUAAUUGUAUCAUCUGUAAUACCAUUGUUGAGGAACUCUGCAGAAAUUUUGUUGCAAAGGAUUCCCCGAGCUCAUGAACAGGACCUCAAAGCUGUUGUAAAUGAUGUAAUGAAAAUGAAAGAAGUUUCAGGCAUUCAAAGCCUGCAUGUCUGGAGCUUAACGAACACAGAUGUUAUUGGCACUUUACAUCUGCGUGUUUCAUCAGAAAGUGACAUAAGUGCAACAAAAGCUCGUGUCAUGCACAGAUUUGAGGAUGCUGGGGUUAAGGAUUUGACACUUCAAGUAGAAUCUGUUAAGAGUUUGUAGUUUGUGAAUAGAAUACAUGUAAAACCGGACAUUGGCAAUUCAAUCGUUCCUAUUUUGUUAUUUUAGAUCUCCUGUGACAUUUUGAAUCUUUAUACAAAUGACUAAAUGAGGUAGUAAGCUAUGGAUUUAACGUAUUGAUUUUGUAUGGCAGUUAAUAAGUUUUAGUUAUACUUUUCAUAA